Messenger RNA from Guyanagaster necrorhizus, 959 nucleotides. RefSeq names its product DNA repair protein rad10. The coding region runs from base 17 to 946 and encodes 309 amino acids. Gene Ontology annotation, molecular function: damaged DNA binding; single-stranded DNA binding. Gene Ontology annotation, cellular component: nucleus; nucleotide-excision repair factor 1 complex; ERCC4-ERCC1 complex. The record is from RefSeq and is a predicted model, not a curated record. The transcript is spliced from 7 exons. Gene Ontology annotation, biological process: mitotic recombination; UV-damage excision repair. Lineage: Eukaryota; Fungi; Basidiomycota; Agaricomycetes; Agaricales; Physalacriaceae.
CUCUAACUCCUUUCGCAUGACGAGUGGGACCGUUGCCAGUGCUAGUGCCCCGGCACCUCCAAUUGUCGUACCAAGCUUGGGAAAUAGCGUCAUUCUCAAUCCUCUACAGCGCGGCAAUCCUGUUCUGGAAUGCAUUCGAAAUGUCGGCAAAGAGUAUGGAGACAUUGUCGCGGAUUACCAGGUUGGGAAGACGACUGGAGUUCUAUUUCUUAGUCUGAAAUACCAUCGACUUCAUCCUGAAUAUAUCCAUAUUCGCAUCGAAAAACUGGGCCAUUCCUAUAAUUUAAGGAUCUUGUUGAUUCUCUCAGAUAUCAGCGAGCACAAAGAACCGAUACGAGAGUUGACAAAGACGUGUCUCAUUAAUAACAUCACUAUCGUUGUGGCCUUUUCAUUUGAGGAGGCCGGCCAUUAUCUUUCAACGUUCAAGCAAUUCGAACACAAGCCCCCAGAUCUCAUCAAAGAACGCGCCGACAGAGAUUAUGUUUCUAUGCUCCGGACGUCGCUGACAAGUAUUAGUAAAGUCAACAAGACGGACGUCGAGACGCUUCGUGCAUCAUUUGGGAGCUUUGCCAACAUCGCGAAAGCAGAAACAACUCAGCUUCAAAAUUUACCUGGAUUCGGACAGGUCAAAACCAAGAAUAUCAAAAAUGCUUUUGAGAAGCCGUUUAGGAACAAUGCUACCACCUCGCUUGCCGUGCUCUCUACCAUCAAGGAGCGGGAAUCUAAUGCUCAGCCCACUACUGCCGCUAACUCGAGCUCAAAGGGUAAAGAGGAAGAAGCGACACCAGCGUCUCCACCUGCUCGACUUCCUAGAUCACCUAGUCCGGUGUGGGAUAUAGAGCUUGACCUUACUCCGCCACCUGAACCUGAGGCGCACAGCCCUAGACAAGCUGAAGCGGAGAGUGGCCCGGCGGGGAAUUGGGUUGUAGAUUUAGAUACGUUAUGACAGAGCAUUCAAU